GACAUUUCUCCACAUACCACCGAAAAUUAAAGAAAACGAAAUAAUUCCAUGACAAUUAAAUGAAAAGGUGGUAAAUAAAUUUUAUACUGAAAAAAAAAAAAAAAAAAAAAAGUUGCAAAAGCAGAGGAACAAAGGAGAAUGGGUUUCUUUGCUUUACUUAUCUUUUUCUUGCAUCCUAUGCUAAGCAUCUAUUCUCGCUUUUGCGCUCUUUUUCCUCUCUCAUUCUUUACCUUCUUGUUUAUCUUUGUUUUAUUCUGUUCAUCUUUUCUCUCAGGGUACUGUGUUCUCUUGCUAUUAGUGUAUGAGUGAUUCGAAGUGUAUAUUUUCCACACAUUUCUUGAACUGAAAUGCUGAUCAAGCUUGAAGAUCCUGUCUUUGUUGAGUUCUUGUCCAAAAUUGAUAAUUAUCGUGCUCAAAUUGAUCUUGAAUCAACUUUUCUUCAACUUCAAAUGUUUUGAAAUUCGCAUCGAUCAGAUUCUUGAAAAAUUCUCAAGUUUGGUUCCUAACUAAUCUCCUCAAAAUUGGGUUCCCAAUUCCAUGGGACUCUGUCAUGGAAAACCCACUGAGCCGCCGCAAAACCUGUCUGAAAAUCCGGGUGUCCACGUGCAAAAUGACAGUUCCUCAACCGGCAAAACGCCCAAGUUUCCGUUCUACAGCCCGAGUCCGCUGCCGAGCGCGUUCAAGAAUUCGCCGGCGAAUUCCGGCAGUGUUACUUCAACUCCUCUGCGAUUUUUCAAGCGCCCAUUUCCGCCGCCGUCGCCGGCUAAGCACAUCAAGGCCUUGCUUGCUCGGCGGCAUGGCUCCGUGAAGCCGAAUGAGGCCACCAUUCCUGAGGGGAGUGAGUGUGAGGUUGUUGGUUUGGACAAGAAUUUUGGGUUUUGCAAGAAUUUCACAAGCCAUUAUACUUUUGGGGAAGAGCUCGGCAGGGGGCAUUUUGGUUACACCUCAGCAGCUGUAGGGAAGAAGGGCGGCUUGAAAGGGCAGGAUGUGGCUGUUAAGGUCAUCCCAAAAUCAAAGAUGACUACUGCAAUCGCAAUAGAGGACGUUAGAAGGGAGGUAAAGAUACUACGAGCUCUAACAGGGCAUACAAACUUGGUGCAAUUCUACGAGGCGUAUGAGGAUGAAGACAAUGUAUACGUAGUGAUGGAGUUAUGCAAAGGAGGAGAAUUACUCGAUCGGAUACUUUCUAGGGGUGGCAAAUACGCUGAAGAAGAUGCAAAAACCAUCAUGGUACAGAUUUUAAAUGUGGUUGCCUAUUGCCAUCUUCAGGGUGUCGUCCACCGUGACCUAAAACCCGAGAAUUUUCUCUUUACUUCAAAAGACGAGAAUUCCUGCCUGAAGGCCAUCGACUUUGGACUCUCUGAUUAUGUAAAGCCAGAUGAAAGGCUGAAUGAUAUUGUUGGAAGUGCUUACUACGUGGCACCUGAAGUCUUGCACAGAUCAUACGGAACGGAGGCUGAUAUGUGGAGUAUCGGUGUCAUUGCUUAUAUACUUCUUUGUGGAAGCAGACCUUUCUGGUCGAGAACAGAAUCUGGAAUAUUCAGAGCUGUUCUAAAGGCUGACCCGAGCUUUGAUGAAGCCCCUUGGCCUUCCUCAUCUCCGGAUGCUGUAGAUUUCGUGAAAAGAUUGUUGAACAAGGAUUAUCGUAAAAGGCUAACAGCAGCCCAGGCUCUUAGUCAUCCGUGGCUGGCCAGUAUCCAAGACUUGAAGAUUCCUCUGGAUAUGAUAGCAUAUAAGCUCGUAAAAGCUUACGUAUGCUCUUCUUCUCUGAGGAAGGCUGCUUUAGGGGCUCUUGCAAGAACACUCACAAUUCCACAGUUGACAUAUCUUCGCGAACAGUUCACAUUGUUAGGGCCAAACAGAAGUGGAUUAAUAUCCCUUCAGAACUUCAAAUCAGCAAUUGCAAAGAACUCCACUGAUGCGAUGAAGGAAUCGCGGGUUCUAGAAUAUGUCAACGUGAUAAGUUCUCUUCAAUACAAAAAAAUGGAUUUUGAAGAAUUUUGUGCGGCAGCAAUAAGCGUAUAUCAGCUGGAAGUGACAGUGAGCUGGGAGCAACAUGCACGCCUCGCUUAUGAUUUCUUCGAGAAGGAUGGAAACAGGCCUAUUAUGAUAGAAGAACUCGCCUCAGAACUCGGGCUUAGUCCAUCCGUUCCUGUCCACGUAGUGCUGAAGGAUUGGAUAAGGCACGGGGAUGGGAAGCUCAGCUUCUUGGGGUUUGUUCGACUUCUUCAUGGAAUCUCUUCCCGAUCACUUCAGAAGGCUUGAAUGAUAGCCGAGCUACACGCCUGCUUAUGGUGGUGUUGACAGAUUUGGAUGCCUUGACAAGAUAGAGAGAGCAUGGAAAGAAUGUUAGAAUUGCACAAAGAAGCCAUAGCCAUUUUUCUGCAUUCUUGGUGCAGUAUAUAUUUUGUCCUUGUAAUAUAUUUGGCUGAGGAUUGUACAGAUAUGAGAGUAGAUGAUAAAAGAGAAACAGCUCACUGCUGAAGAGAUUUUGAGUUGGUUGUGUAUUGCUAUGUACUUUGUUUCUUUCACUUUAUGAAGAGUUUUUUUCAA
Salvia miltiorrhiza (redroot sage) is the source of this 2553-nucleotide messenger RNA. RefSeq names its product CDPK-related kinase 7-like. Gene Ontology annotation, cellular component: nucleus; cytoplasm. The transcript is spliced from 11 exons. The record is from RefSeq and is a predicted model, not a curated record. NCBI's taxonomy places the organism in Eukaryota, Viridiplantae, Streptophyta, Magnoliopsida, Lamiales, Lamiaceae. Gene Ontology annotation, biological process: intracellular signal transduction; protein autophosphorylation; peptidyl-serine phosphorylation. Bases 538 to 2265 code for a protein of 575 amino acids. Gene Ontology annotation, molecular function: ATP binding; calcium/calmodulin-dependent protein kinase activity; calcium-dependent protein serine/threonine kinase activity.